UUAAGAAGUAUAAGAUGUGAGUAUAUUUUAUUUGUGACUGUUAGUCCGACCCACAAUACUUAAUAUGUUACUCGUGUUACUUACGCUCUAUCUCAUAACAUCUGUCCCUUAAAGUGUGUAAAUUUGUUGAUAGCACUUUAUGGUCUGUUAAUAGUUAAUUUACCAACGUGGGUAACUUGCACUUCAGAUGACUUACAAGCCUUUACAUAUACGGAUAAACUGUGAAAUAAAUUUUUUUUCGGGCAAGGGAAUUCCCUCAGGAAUUAGAACAAUAGUUCUUCGAGGAAAUUCAAUCACUUCAAUCGAAGCCAUCUCUAACCUUAACUCUUUAGAAGAAUUGGAUCUUCGAGCAAACCAAUUUAGUGUAAUUGACAAGAGAAUGUUCAGUGGACCUAAAUCUUUGACCUUUCUAGAUCUUGGGUAUAAUAAUAUUACCUUUGUGGAAGAAAAUGCCUUUGCUAGCCUUGGUUCGUUGCAGAGCUUGCUUUUGGAUGGCAAUCAACUUGCUUUUCUUCAUAAAGGCAUGUUUAGAAAACUUACUUGCUUAACUUUUUUAAGCCUCCGAAACAAUGUUAUCCAUUUCGCGGAAACUAGUGCUUUCUCUGAUCUCUCUGCAUUGGAGCGUCUGGAUAUAAGCGAGAAUCAACUUACCCAAGUGGAACAAGGAACGUUCAAGGGCCUUGCUAAGCUGACCACUUUGCUUGUCAACGGAAAUAACCUGAGCAUAAUACCCCCUAGUGCCUUUGUAGAGUUGAAGAAUUUAAAAUUUAUAAAUUUAUGUGAUAACUACAUAACUGAAAUGGCCCCGCUUCUUUUCAUAAAUCUUUCGAUUUCCAGAAAUUGUCAUAUUUAA
Messenger RNA from Zophobas morio, 853 nucleotides. Its product is annotated as carboxypeptidase N subunit 2-like. NCBI's taxonomy places the organism in Eukaryota, Metazoa, Arthropoda, Insecta, Coleoptera, Tenebrionidae. The transcript has 10 exons. Bases 188 to 853 code for a protein of 221 amino acids. The record is from RefSeq and is a predicted model, not a curated record. Gene Ontology annotation, molecular function: protein binding.